AUAUAAAUUCUGUCAAAAUCACAACAAUGCUUGGAAUUAAUCAACAAUCCACUAGUUUAAUGCUCUCAAACAAGCAAGAAGAGAUCCAAUAUAACUUCACAUAAGCCCAAAUCAUUCUAUCAUCAUUGAAUCAUUUUAUUUUAUAUCUUGAAGAUGUUCGGUACAACGAUCUCAAGAUAUAUGUUCUCUGGUGUUUUGCAGGAUGAGUUCAGUGGAUGGUACAAUGAGCUAUCCAUCACCGCUAGAGCGGUGGUUUAUAUCACAUUUUUGGGGACUAUAAUGUUCCUUAUAUUUUUGAUACUGAAAUUCCUGAGCGAUUGUGACAUGGAAGAUGACACGGAGAGGUUACCAGUGGUGGCAGGAGAAGAAGUCACCGGUUGGACGCCCUUGGUCAACGAGACGUCGGAAGUAACUGGCAAAGGAGACUUGGAAACGGCGUCGUUUAGCUCUGCGGAGGAUGUGGACUACUCGACAUAUUGUGUCAUAUGUUUCGAGGAACGGAGAAACUGUUUCUUCGUACCUUGCGGUCACUCGGCCACUUGUCGCGGCUGUGCUGAGAAGAUCAUGUCGGAAGAAAACAAGGUGUGUCCGAUUUGCCGGAGGGUGAUACGCAAAUCUAAGAGAUUAGUGCUGAAGGUUUAAACGUUGUUGCUUUCCCUAACCACCAUUUUGUAUCAUGAUCCCAAGCAAAAUUUGUAAUAAUCAUGUGUGUUAAUCUUUCACUACAUUAACUUUGAAGAAAAAUUAACUAUGUUGCAGUAAAAAGAAGGUUAAAGAUUUAAGCCA
This is a messenger RNA of Brassica rapa (field mustard), 786 nucleotides long. RefSeq names its product E3 ubiquitin-protein ligase APD1. Gene Ontology annotation, molecular function: ubiquitin protein ligase activity. Gene Ontology annotation, biological process: protein ubiquitination; cell cycle. The record is from RefSeq and is a predicted model, not a curated record. NCBI's taxonomy places the organism in Eukaryota, Viridiplantae, Streptophyta, Magnoliopsida, Brassicales, Brassicaceae.